This is a messenger RNA of Neoarius graeffei (lesser salmon catfish), 1643 nucleotides long. RefSeq names its product tryptophan hydroxylase 1 (tryptophan 5-monooxygenase) a (gene tph1a). Gene Ontology annotation, molecular function: tryptophan 5-monooxygenase activity; iron ion binding. Bases 153 to 1604 code for a protein of 483 amino acids. Lineage: Eukaryota; Metazoa; Chordata; Actinopteri; Siluriformes; Ariidae. Gene Ontology annotation, biological process: aromatic amino acid metabolic process; serotonin biosynthetic process. The record is from RefSeq and is a predicted model, not a curated record. The transcript is spliced from 12 exons. Gene Ontology annotation, cellular component: neuron projection.
AGGAACUCGAAGUAGCACCUGAGUAUUACUGGCAUAGCGAGAUGUGAAGCAUCGCGCGCUCCACUCCUCCACUGCAUCAUCACUCCAUCCUGCAGAACAUCACACCGACCCAGGGGACAAAUAAAAGACGCGCGCGCCCGACCCGACUCACUAUGUACUCGAGCAGAAGCGAGGGGCCACGCAGAGGAAGGUCAUUCGACUCCAUGAACCUGGGCUUGUGUUUGGAAGAAAAGCAAAUCAAUAAUGAGAUGAAUAAAUCAACCUUUCCGGAGAUCGAUGAGAACAAAGAUAACAAGAGUGUGUCUGGAGAAAAGGGUCGUGCAGCUAUAGUAUUCUCACUGAAGAAUGAAGUUGGGGGGCUCGUCAAAGCACUAAAACUGUUCCAGGAAAACCACAUCAACCUUUUGCACAUCGAAUCCCGAAAGUCCAAGAGGCGCAACUCGGAGUUUGAGAUCUUGGUGGACUGUGACAGUAACCGUGAGCAGCUCAGUGACAUCAUCCAGCUGCUGCGUGAACACGUCAGCGUGCUCGAGCUGGACACACCUGACAACCGACUACCAGAAGAGAGCGAAAUGGAAAAUGUACCCUGGUUUCCCAGGAAGAUCUCUGAUCUGGAUAAAUGUGCAAACCGUGUGCUGAUGUAUGGAUCGGAUCUGGAUGCCGAUCACCCGGGAUUUAAGGACAAUGUCUACCGCAAAAGGAGAAAAUACUUUGCAGAUCUGGCUAUGAGUUACAAGCAUGGAAACCUCAUUCCCCGAAUCGAGUUUACAGAGGAGGAGGUGAAGACAUGGGGGGUCGUGUUCCGAGAGCUCAAUAAGCUCUACCCCACUCACGCUUGCCGCGAGUAUCUGAAAAACUUACCUCUGCUCACCAAGUACUGUGAUUAUCGUGAGGAUAACAUCCCACAACUGGAGGACAUCUCACGCUUCCUGAAAGAGCGUACAGGGUUCACCAUAAGGCCCGUGGCAGGAUAUCUCUCCCCAAGAGACUUCCUGGCAGGAUUGGCUUUCCGUGUGUUCCACUGCACGCAGUAUGUCCGGCAUAGCUCAGACCCUCUCUACACACCGGAACCGGACACGUGUCAUGAACUGCUGGGUCAUGUACCUCUUUUAGCCGAGCCCAGCUUCGCACAGUUCAGUCAGGAGAUUGGACUUGCAUCACUUGGAGUAUCUGAUGAAGAAGUUCAGAAACUAGCCACUUGUUACUUCUUCACUGUAGAGUUUGGACUCUGUAAGCAGGAGGGGAAGCUCAGAGCAUAUGGUGCAGGUCUGCUGUCCUCCAUCAGUGAGCUAAAGCAUGCUCUGUCAGGGAACGCCUGCAUCAUGCCCUUUGACCCCAAAGUUACAUGCAAACAGGAGUGUAUUAUAACAACAUUCCAGGAUGUCUAUUUUAUGUCGGAGAGCUUUGAGGUGGCUAAAGUCAAGAUGAGGGAGUUUGCAAAGACAAUCAAGCGACCAUUUACGGUGCGUUAUAACCCCUACACACAGAGUGUAGAUGUGCUGAAGGACACAAACAGCAUCAACGAUGUUGUGGAGGAACUGAGAUAUGAGCUAGACAUUGUGGGAGACGCUCUGAACAGACUCAAUAAACAAUCAGGCAUCUGAAUAACUGUUCCCAUAAAAUGAUACAGUAUAAUCUGCAUU